GAGAAUGCUGCAGCUGACAAGUUAGAUCAAGAGAACAAAGGACCAGCUCCUCCUACUGGUACAAACAAGCCAUUGAUAGGAGGUCCUCCACUCUCUCCUAUUGCAUUAAUGGAUAUACCAGAUGAUAAACCUACAGUGUCUGAAUUGAUAGAGUUUUAUGAGUUAUUGAUCAAAGGACAACUGGAGGAGUCUCUACCACUGCUUGAUCCUGAUACUAUAAGAAAGAUUAGAAAUGCUGCUACUGCUGAUGAAGGAAUGUCUCUUCUUAUAAAAGCAUUUGAAGAACAACCAACACUGCUACAUGAAAUCAGACUAGCUACUGGAAAAAUAAAAGGUUCAUCACAGCUAGUAAAGUCUCAUCCCCCAAUAGCACCAAAACCAAAGUCAUUUUCGCAAAGUGGACAACCUCAACCAUUGCCAACAGCACCUAAAGCACGUCGACCAUCACUAACUGUAAGUCGACAAGUUUCACCAACAGAACCUACUAGCAUAACAAGUGAUAAAGCUGUGGACCAAUCAUCACUGAAAAUUGGGCCACACCAAACACAGUUAAUCCAUGUUGAGCCCCACUCAAGUCCCACAGUAAUACAACUCAGUUCAAAGGAAGAAGUUGCUCGGAGUAUUGAAUCACUACAUGAUCAGUUUACUGGUCUUGUCACUAAAAUAAGGAAACGUUUUACUGAGCUUGUCUUCAAUGAGAAAUUAGAAGCAGAUGAUGUUGCAUUUCAAGCAGAAGAAUAUUUGGGGCAAGAUUUAAAAUUAUUGGAAAUCAACAUGCGCGCUAUAUUCAAUGCCAUUAGACCUCAUUAUAACUUCUUCAAUUUUGGGUUACUCAAGAGUUUAGUACAUCAUUUCAUCCCCUCAUCAGAUGAUAUUCAUACUGAACUAACUCAAUACAUUAAUAGUGUUGAUAAAUUUUCAGAAUCAUCACAAUUGAAGCACAUACGAUCAACAAUCAAAGAGAAAUUGUCAUCAUUACCAGCAGUAGCCUCACCAACCACUAGUGAUCAAACAAAGGUUGUUAUUAAAUUGAAUGACAGAUGGGAAGAAAUUACUUUUAAAAAUUUUAAAAGAGUUCUUCAGCAUUACUUUGGGCAUAAAAUACCAGAUAUUUCUACCGUAGUGGACAUUGAUUUUGGUUCAGUUGUCAUUACACUGUUAAUACCAACCUCGCUAUCACAGUCUAUUAUUGAUACCAUCAAUAACAAAACAAACUCAAUGAGUAGAUUAGGAAUAUUGGAAGUUGCUGUUGACAAUAAAGUAAUUCCUAUCAGAAGAGAAGACGAUAACAAUUUUGACAUUUCGCUCCAUGAAUCAGUUAAAGCUGGUGAUAGUUUUGAAGUAUCAAUACUACUGCAGUUAGGAGCUGAUCCUAACAGUAAAGAUGAGAGAGGAAAGAGUGCAGUAGAGAUAGCUAAUGAAGGAGGACACACUCAAAUAAAAGAAAUACUAUUAAAAACUGGAGUAAGAAAGACUGGAGAGGUGAAGUGGACCAAGGAUAGUGUAAUUCUCACUGAACCAUCAGCAGGUCAAUGUCAGGAAGUGAUCAGUCAACUAACAGCCAGUCAUCAGAACAUUUAUCUCUAUGACGCAUCACUUGACCUUGUACGCUUACUACUGUCACAUGUACUGGAUAAAAGAACAAUAAAGAGCAUUUAUAUGGAAUACACUAAGAUAACAAAAGAUGUCAUCCUUUUACUGUCGCGCAAAAUAGCAAGGAAUGCUUCAUUAGGCACACUAGACAUUAGUAACAAUUCCAUAAAAGAUGAUGGAGUCAUUGCACUAGCACAAUUGUUAAUUUAUAACAAAACAAUUACUCGAUUACAUCUUAAUGACAAUACUGACAUCACUUCAACCAGUGCUCAGUCACUAGCUGAACUUUUACUCUACAACCACACACUAUCUUACCUUUACCUCCACCGUACUAACAUUGAUACUGAUGGAGUACUGGUACUGAUGGAAUCUCUCAGGACCAAUAAUACACUAAGGAUACUAUAUCUAGACAAGAAACAUAAACAAACUUGUUCUUCUUUACCUUAUUAUAUAACUAUUAAAAACAGAUUAUACUUUAGGUAGUAUUAUUAAUUUUUGUUAUAUUUUAAUUUUGAUUUGGUGGAUAAGUUUGAAUAUCAUUAAAAGUGUUUUUAUUAGUCAUUGUUUUUAAUAGUUUUAUGAUAUCUUUGCUUUAGAGAAUUCCAUUGUUCCAUAAAUCUA
This is a messenger RNA of Amphimedon queenslandica, 2214 nucleotides long. RefSeq lists its product as uncharacterized. Gene Ontology annotation, molecular function: GTPase activator activity; small GTPase binding. Gene Ontology annotation, biological process: nucleocytoplasmic transport; activation of GTPase activity. The record is from RefSeq and is a predicted model, not a curated record. Bases 109 to 2076 code for a protein of 655 amino acids. Gene Ontology annotation, cellular component: perinuclear region of cytoplasm; cytosol; nucleus. Lineage: Eukaryota; Metazoa; Porifera; Demospongiae; Haplosclerida; Niphatidae. The transcript has 4 exons.